This is a messenger RNA of Rhinocladiella mackenziei CBS 650.93, 921 nucleotides long. RefSeq lists its product as uncharacterized. Gene Ontology annotation, molecular function: oxidoreductase activity; zinc ion binding. The coding region runs from base 1 to 921 and encodes 306 amino acids. The record is from RefSeq and is a predicted model, not a curated record. The transcript has 4 exons. NCBI's taxonomy places the organism in Eukaryota, Fungi, Ascomycota, Eurotiomycetes, Chaetothyriales, Herpotrichiellaceae.
AUGAAUUCGUACGGACACAUGCCAGAGCCAACCCCAGCUGGCCAGAUCGGAGGUCACGAAGGGGUUGGGUACGUGGUGAAAUUGGGUGAAGGAGUGACGGAGGUGCAGGUCGGGGACGUGGUAGGAGUGAAAUGGAUCACCUCAGCCUGCCUGACGUGCCCGCAGUGCAUGGAGGGGUUUGAUAACAAAUGUAAGAAACGUAAAGUGGCCGGGUUCAAGACGCCAGGAACCUUUCAACAAUACAUCAUCAGCGAUCCCCGAUACGUGACCCCUAUUCCGAAAGAAAUCCCACCGGCCGAGGCGGCACCCCUGCUCUGUGGCGGCGUGACAGUGUGGUCGGCGCUCCUAGAGGCAAGCUGCAAACACGGCGACUGGGUCGGGAUAUCAGGCGCUGGAGGCGGCCUGGGCCAUCUGGCGGUUCAAUACGCAAAAGCGUUUGGCCUUCGAGUCGUCUCCAUCGACCACGGAUCCAAGAAAGACUUCUGUCUGGAGAUCGGGAGUCAUCAUUUCAUUGAUUAUACUCAGUAUGAUUCUGUGAGCUUGGCAGAGAAAGUCAAACAAAUCACCGACGGAGGUUGUUACGCUGUGUUGGUCUGCAAUGCCAGCUCCAAGGCAUAUGAUCAGUCGCUGGACUUGUUGCGCUACGCAGGCACGCUUGUUUGCGUCGGGAUCCCAGAGGUCGACCCUCAUCCUAUGCCCAAUUCAGCUCCGUGGAAGAUCAUCGUCAACCAGUGGAAAAUCAAAGGUGCCGUCACGGGAAACAGGGUCAUGGCCGUGGACUGCUUAAAGCCGGCUGCAUUGGGCCAGGUCGUCCCCGCUCUCCGGAUAGAACCCAUGAACCGGUUGACAGAGGCAUUUGAGGAUCUGCACUCGGGAAAGAUCCACGGCCGGGUUGUAUUAGAUUUAAGUCGAGUCAGCUAG